AUGGUCGGGUCACUCCUGAGUUAUUUUGGGUUCGGCGGCUCAGCCGCCGCCCAGGCGCCACCAGAGAACCAAGCUGUACGGGCCUUGCCCGCCAACUGGUAUACCUCUGAGGAGAUGUACCAGCUUGAGCGACGCGCUAUCUUCACCAGAAGAUGGCUCAUUCUUACGCACAAGUCAAGACUCGCAAACCCCGGCGACUUCCUCCGCUACAACGUCGCCAACUACGACAUUGUUGUUUCCAAGGACCGAUCUGGCGAGAUUAACACAUUCCACAACGUAUGCAGACACCGCGCAUACCCCGUCGUCGAGAAAGACGGUGGCAACGCAAAGAUCUUCUCCUGCAAGUACCACGGCUGGUCGUACGGUUUGAACGGCAAGCUCGCGAAGGCACCAGGCUAUCAAGAGCUUCAGAACUUCGAGAAGGCCAAGAACGGUCUUUUCCCUAUUCACACCCGUAUUGACCGCAAUGGCUUCAUCUGGAUCAACAUGGAUGCGAAGAAAGAGCCUGAGGUGUCAUGGGAGUCACAGUUCGACCACGUGGACGAACAGACAAGAUUCGACCAAUUUGACUUCAAUGACUACGAGUUCGACCACACAUGGAACCUUGAUGGUCCAUUUAACUGGAAGAUUCUCGCAGACAACUUCAACGAAUGCUACCACUGCAAGAGCACACAUCCCGAUCUCACAACAGGUCUGAUCGACCUCGAGAGCUACGAUGUCUACUGCUCAGCCGACCACAUUCAGCACGACCCCAAGACUCCCCAAGACCGCAAGGAUCUUGGCCAGGAGAUCUGCUCCACAUACUGCUUCCCCAACGCUUCCUUCACUGUCACAAAACACUUCCUCUUCAUGCAGAAGUUCAUGCCUAAGUCGCCCACUGAGUCCGUUAUGUACUACGAGGUCUGGAAGAACAAGCACUCCAGCCAGGAGGACUUCCUUCUCAUCAGUGACACCUACAAGCGAGUCAUGGGCGAGGACAAAGUCCUGUGCGAGCGCGCCCAGAAGAACAUCGAGGCAGGCAUCUUCGUCAACGGCGAGCUUCACCCACACAUGGAGAAGGGACCUCUCUUCUUCCAGAAAAGAUGCCGCGAGAUUGUCAUGGAGCACGGUAUGAAGGAGAAGAAGGCUGGUCAGAAGAUCUGGCCUGCCAAGCAGCAACUCGAGCCUACAGGUACCUCGGCCAUCAGCAAAGAGAUGGAAGACUUCUGCGAGGGUCUUGCCUGUGGCAACGAUAACGAGAAGAGUGAUCUCGCUUGGUAG
This is a messenger RNA of Alternaria burnsii, 1260 nucleotides long. RefSeq names its product naphthalene-dioxygenase subunit alpha. The coding region runs from base 1 to 1260 and encodes 419 amino acids. Gene Ontology annotation, molecular function: 2 iron, 2 sulfur cluster binding; iron ion binding. The transcript has a single exon. The record is from RefSeq and is a predicted model, not a curated record. Lineage: Eukaryota; Fungi; Ascomycota; Dothideomycetes; Pleosporales; Pleosporaceae.